Messenger RNA from Saccostrea echinata, 5507 nucleotides. RefSeq lists its product as uncharacterized. The transcript is spliced from 15 exons. The record is from RefSeq and is a predicted model, not a curated record. NCBI's taxonomy places the organism in Eukaryota, Metazoa, Mollusca, Bivalvia, Ostreida, Ostreidae. The coding region runs from base 48 to 2999 and encodes 983 amino acids.
GAUAGUGAAAGUACACGUUGAAUGGUUGUUGACACUGAUAAACUCACAUGGCAAGCUAUACAGUAUACGUGUUCAUCUUAAUAGGAUUAUGUCUUGCAGCAAAAAAUGAAAAGAGUGGCCGAGAAUUUCUUGAAAAGGAGAAGAAGAAACUUGUAACAGAGAAAAUAAUAUGUUCUCUAAAGAAAAUUACAUUAAGGACUUUGGACAAUCAACGACUUACAGACAAGGCAACAAAAGUCCUUCCAUGUUAUAUUGAUGCACUGUUAGAAAAUCCAAAAGACUGGAAAAAAUGGACAAUAUUGGGAGAUUUAUAUGAAAGAGACUCAAAAACAACACAAGCAUCCUUUUGCUUUAAGUUAGCAUCUAAACUGAAAGGGCCUUUAAACACGUACAUUGAUGACUGGAGUUUUAUUGGCCCUUUUGUGAUAGGAAAAAUAGAAUGGGAUGGUGAUCCAUUGGAGGCAUAUGGUGGAAUAAGGAAUGUUUCAAAAUACAGAUACAGAAAAGGUGAACAUUUUUAUUCGGAGCUUGUCAAAGACGCUGUUAUAGAAUGGAAAACUUUCAAGCAAAACUCUGGUGAUAAUGGAAUUCAGAUUUCUCCUACAGUUCAGUGGAAUGAUUUGAUUAAUUCUCUUGGAUCAGUAGGAAUAACGGAAUGGCAAGGUUGGUUGUUAGGGGAACUUUAUAUAAAUGAGAGGGACCAGAAUGUACUUAUCCAAUGUUUAGGCAUACAUACUGUUUACAUUGAUGAUGUGCCUGUUGCUAGUGAUGUAUAUCACAGAGAAAAGUUCUGGUUCGGUGUUCAUCUAUCAAGGGGUGUCCAUACAGUGUACAUACAUUUAAGAACAAAGGUGACUGCAACCAAGAAGUGCACAUUUCAAGUAGAUUCAAGUCCAGUUAGAGUUUUAGAACCACAGUUCUUACCCGAUAUAAUAAAUGGGUACUUAUUUAGUAAAUAUAUAUCUAUUCCAAUAUCUAAUUAUCAUCAUUCCAAGUGGGUCAAGGUGACCAAAAUCAGUAGUGCACAAGUUGAAGUGGCUCUGGAGAAUCCUUUCAAUAUAGCACCAGGACAGACUGCUCACAUUCCAGUAAAGUUUAACAUAGAAAAUAACAUCAGCUCAAAAGAUUGUGAACAGUUUCAUUUGACAUUAAAAAUUAUUACUUCUGAAGGAGUAUAUUCGUUACCACUACGGCUAAGAUGUAGGAAGUCUGGCCAAUCAUUUCUGUUCACUUUUUUGGACCAUGAUGGGUCUAUUCAGCAAGCAGCUGCUGUGGAACCCAUCAAGCAAUGUGAUAGUAAGCUAUGUCCUGUUUUGCUUACACUGCAUGGGACAACUGUCCCUCCCCAAAAUCAGGCAGACAGCUACAAAAGGAUGGAAAAUGGUGAAUACAUCUUCGGGGUUGACAGAGCUUGGCUGCUGGCUCCAACCAGACAUGGUGCACAUAACUGGGAAGGACCGGGUGCCCUUACUGCCCUCUCGGCACUCUUUUCUUUGGGUGACCUGAUCAAGAGACAUAACUGGAUAUCACAGAAAAUUGAUCCAAAUAGAGUUAUCUAUGCUGGUCACUCCAUGGGUGGACAUGGAGCGUGGCACCUGGCUUCCCACUACCCUGACCGCAGCCUUGGUCUGGUCACCUUGGCAGGCUGGAUAAAGAAGGAAGAGUAUGGAGACAGUAAUCUUUUCUUUAGACAUGACAUCUCAGCGAGUCAUGUGGAUCCUGCCAUUAAGUUUAUACUGGAGGCUUGUAUAGCAGAAAAUGAUGUAGACAGACACAUCACCAACAUCAAAGAUGUCCCCAUUUUGGCAAGAAUUGGCGCUGAUGACAGGACAGUCCAUCCAUUUUUUGUGCGCAGAAUGCAUCGUCUAAUGAAAGAAAUAAAGGCCAAUGUAACUUAUGUGGAAGUCACUGGCAAAGAGCACUGGUGGUGGGAUACAAAGGAGACAAACGAUGGGGGUGUGGUUAAUGACCAGCAGAUUCGAGACUUCACUAAUGCCAGAUUUGCUGAAGAACAGUCACAUUGUCAGUUGGUAGAUGGAGAGAGAGACUGUAGUGAAGGGAAAGUCAACAUGUACACCAGAGAGGAUAUUAGAAACUUCACCUUGGUAACUUACAACCCUGCCCUUGGUGAUGGGCUUAAUGGAGUGCAGAUUUUACAACAGAUUGUUCCAAUGAGAACCAGCAAAAUUAGGGGUAGCAUUUCUAAGGACCUUUUUGAUUUGGAAACUGUGAAUGUUGCAAGAUUUAGCAUUCAAGAACCACCAAACAGGAAAACUAAUUUCAAACAGAAAGUAUUAAAAGUAGAUGGUAAUAAAAUUGGUGUACUAAAGGAAAAACAUUCCAAGGUUAACCUGUGCCAAACCAAAGGAAACUGGAAACUUUGCGAUGAAAGGAAUCUUCUUGGAAGAAACAGUUCAACUUAUGGACCGGCUAGACGAGUUGCAGAGCACAAAUUUGUCAUUGUCAUUGGUACAUUGGGAUCACCAGAGAUCUCUGCUAGACUUCAGUCAGCUGCAGUGUAUAUUGCUAAUUUAUUCUUAUUGACCUCUGACACCACUGUUCAGAUCAUCAAGGACAUUGAUGUGGACCCUGAAACUGUAGAGGACUCAAACUUAAUAAUCCUGGGCUCUGAAGAGGAAAACUUGCUUUCUAUUAGUUUUCUUGAUGAGAUCCCUAUAAAAGUGAAAGAACAAUCCUUUGGUCUUGAGAACUGUCAAUUUCAUGAGAAGAGAAUGGGGCUCCUGACACUGGCACCUCAUGGAAAAAGCAGACUGGCUUUGUUGAUACUGGGGAAUUCUGUGGAGGGUUUGAUGGAUGUAAUAUCCCUAGCUACACCCACUAUUCCUCCUAUGACCCGUUCACCAUUUUCCAACUUAUUGCCAGAUUAUGUCAUCACAGGACAAGAUUUUAAGCUGAAAGGACCAGGAGGAUUUCUCUGUGCUGGCUUUUAUGGGAAUAAUUGGGAAUACAGACAUGAAAUAUCUUCAUGUGUUUGUUGAGUAAUAUCAGAGAAUGUGAUUAAUCUAGACUUAAUUAAACAAUUUUUUUUAAUGGCAAUGAACAUGUUAGCUUGCCUGACUAUAGUGAAUUUUCCAGGUCAAAAAUGUCUGCAAUGUUUUCCACAAUUUCAACUACCGGUAUUUGUAAGAACUAAUUUAUCCUAAGUCACCUGAUGCUCCUCACUGGCUAACAUUCUUUAAGCUCAGCUAUAUUUUGUGUCAUAGAAAAUCUAACAUAAAUAAAAAAUAAACUGCCAUUAUUUUAAGAGAUAUGAAUUCAUCAUGCCUCCAUGACCAGACACUGUAUUGCUCCAGUAAUUAAAAAAAAAAUGAAUGAUUAAGAUAUUCUUGACAUGCAUCUGUGUACAGUUGUUUUCUAAUAAGCUGUAACUGGAGUUCAAUUUCCAAAUGAUUCUAAAAAUGUGUUAAGAAAAAAAACAAAACUAAUUUCAGACCUGUUUACUCUUACAAUUUUGCCGUAUUUUGUACGGAUUUUGAGUCCAAAAUACAUCUCAUGUUUUGCUAUUAUGAAAAUACGGAAAUUGGAAAUCUGUUCAUUUGGAUUUUAGCUGUUAAUUUUCGUUAUGAUCUGUCUCAGUUUGACACUUUUUAAUCUCUAAAAAUGAGAUAGAUUUCAAACAUUUAAGUGAUGUCAGGCUGCCAAAACGCGGUGGUUUAAAAAUGACAGAAACCCCUCGAAAGAAAACAAGUUAUGAUGUUUUUCUUUGUUAUUAAACCAUGUUUUGGUAAUCAGAAUGCACAUGUACUUGUUUUCUUGUAAUAUAUGUAAAAUCGAUGGAAAGUGAAAUCUUACGGGCAAAUGCCAAAUCUCACUGACAAAUCUAAUAAAAAAUACUGAGAGACAACAAUACGGGUAAACAGGUCUGUAAUUUAUGUACACUGGACAAAUGUUGUUGCAUAAGGUGAGCUACAUGGCCUAUUGAUCUCUUGUUUUUCUACUGCUUAUUUUACCUUCAAUGUAUGGAAGUUUUUUUUAAAAAUGUUUACCGUUUAUACCAUUUGUAUCACAUGUUUUCAUUUUAUUCUGCUGUAUUACACAUGAAUAUGCAAAGCUAGUCUCAAUUUUUUUAUUCAUUGAAAAUUUAUUAUUUUGAUGUAUGUGUUUGUGGGAGGGGAAAGUAUUUUUUCUGCUCAAGAAAGAGAGGUAUGAAAGAAGUAGAUUUUUUUAAAGUGAGAAACUAAAUUUUGAGGCCAAAAUAAACCAAUGCACAUUUUUGAGGUUUGGUAAUGGUCAUGUGUGGUUUCAAAGGGAGAAACAAGCAAGAUCACUAAAUAUUCAUUUAUAUUACAAACUAUAUGCAGGGUUAUUUUCACCUGACAGUGUGUUAUUUUUACCCUUUCACACUUCCAAACAAUUUUGUUCCAUUUUAAAUUCAGCCCAGACACAGUUGUAUAAAGCAGUUUAUGCUGUUUUCUUUAAAUCCAUCCCAAAUUAAAUAUGUCCCCUUUCAACAAGGGUGAAGAGGUGAAAAUUUCCAUGCAUAUAGCAUACAGUCAAAACUGUCUAAUCUAACACCUUUUCAAUCUCACUGUGAAUUCCAACUUUUUUUUUUUAUAUUUUUCCAUGUUCUUGACACUGUGCAAUCUGGCACCCUGUCUAUUCUGACAUAAAAUCUGUUUCUUAAUUAUUGCAUUCUGAUUAGAGAGGUUUCACUUUAUAAUGUUGAACAUAGUCUUGUCUUCAUCAAUGGUCAUCUAUAAGAUAUUUUGCAUGAGUCAUGAAUGAUACUACCAUUUUUCAUCGUGAAUAAUGUACUUGUGUAUAAUAACCAUUUGAAAUAUUAUCUGUCUGCUGGCAGUAAAUUUUCAUUUACAUUUACCUAAUACAUGUAUGAUUAUAUCUUGUCUUUUACUUUAGGGUGCAAGUUUUAAGAAUAAGUCUUGCAAUUUUCAAAUGUUGCGUCAUGAUUUCUUUUUUUAAAUUUGUAUUGAAUUCAAUAUGGUGCCGUUGUAUUCAAGUUAUGAGUUAUUUUGAAAUAUUUACAUUUUUUUAACUAAGCCAGCAAUGAAAUUGAUUUGAAAUUGAUGAAAUUGGGAGAAACGUGUUGCAGUGACAUCAAAAUGAUGUGAUGGAAAUGUAAAAAAAAUAUAUAUAUAACGAUAUAAGGCAGCAAAAAAUUCAAAUACUGAGUGUAUGUUGUUGGUUUUAAAGCUUUAGAAUGUAAAAAUAAAUAUAAGGAAUAUUUUUCAGUUUGUGAAUGUUAUUGGUGUGCAAAUCACACAGACUUGCACAUAGGCACAUUUUUUAUGAAGUGCUAGUGUGCUUCAUGAAAUAUGCCUGUGUGACAAGUCUGUGUGAUUUACACACCACUAACACUCGCAAAUCUAAAAAACAAUCCGUAAAUGUAGUCACAUAUCAUUAGUUUGUUGUUGUUUUAGUUGUUGUUUCCACAAUUUAUUUAAUUGGACCAUGUCUCAGAAAAUUAUGUAUACAUUGGAGAAAAAAUAAUGCAUAAAAAAUUUCAAUACUUACAUACUAUAGCAUAA